Molecule: messenger RNA, 1471 nt
Organism: Plasmodium reichenowi
Lineage: Eukaryota; Apicomplexa; Aconoidasida; Haemosporida; Plasmodiidae
Product: serine/threonine protein kinase, FIKK family
Exons: 2
Source: RefSeq, a predicted model, not a curated record
AUGGGUAAUUUUUGUAAAUACAACUAUAUGGAAACUAAUAGGUUAUUAUAUAUGAAAUGUUUAAAAUGUAAUAAUUCCCCUAUGUAUACCAUUAGUAAAAAAGAUGAAUAUAAAAAAAAGGAAAGUUGGAAUUUUGUAAAUUCAUUACUUUCUCGAAGUAUAAUAUUAUUCACCUUAACAUUCUUAUUUUUAAAUAUAUUGAAUUGUGUAAACUAUAAUCAGUAUGAUUAUCCAAGUCAACAUAUUAUAAAUAAUUCUAUAAGAAGUUUAUCUGAUUAUUCCUCAAGUGAUGAUAAUUUGAGUGAUGAACAAAAAUAUAGUACAACGUCAGAUGAUUCUGAAGAAGAGAAAAAGUAUAAUGAGAAGAUAAAUAAAAAGAGGAAAAAAUGUAAGAAAAAAAAGAAAAAAAGAGGAAAUUUAAGGGAAAAAGAAGAAGAAAAAAGUAAUAUAUAUUAUAAUGGAAAAAACAAAAAAAAUCAAUCAAACUGUAAGAAACAUAAUAUAAACCUAAAGAAUAAUUUAAAUAAUAACAAUGAUUUAUUAAAUAAUAAUUAUAAUAUAUGUAACAAUUGCUAUAAUUGUGAACAAAUGAUUUCACAAAAUGAGACAUAUGUACCUUAUGGAUAUUAUGAAGAAAUAGAUUAUAUAGAAGAUGAUGAUUCAUUUUGUAAUAAAAUUUCUAAAGAAAAGAUUGAAUUAGUAAAUGGAAAUUCAAAAGAUAAAGGAAUAUAUUAUAAAAAUUAUUUAGGAAAUAAGGAAGAAAAUGAUUAUAGAACUAAAGACCAAACUCAUUUGGGUAUAGAACUAAUUGAAGAAGAAUUUAAUGGUAGAAAUGGUGACCUAGAUGAAGAAAAUAUUGAUUACAAUAAAGAAAGAAUUAGAGAAAAUAUUUAUCAUGGUCUUGAAGAAAUUGAAGAAGAAAUUAAAGAAAGAAUGGAAGAAAUAAUUGAUGAUGGAAGAGAAAUAGAAAAUGAAGAAAAUAUUGAUUAUGAUAAUAAUGAUAUAAAGAAAAGAAGGUUUCAUGGAGAUCAGGAAAAUAUUACAAGUUUAUUUGAAAGAACACAAAAAUCUGUAAAAUAUAACAGUGAUGAAAGUGAAGAAUUAAGUGAGGCAGAAAGCAAUGGAGGAAUUCCAGAACAAAUUGCAUACGGUAAUGAAGAUGUUGUAUCUGGAAGCGAUGAAAAUUGUGAUGUAGAAAAAAAUACAGAAAUGGAAGAGGCGAAUGAGUAUGGUAGCGAAGAUAAUUCUUGUGCAACUGAAGAAGGUAGUGAUACCGAUUUAGAAGAAAAUAGGGAAGAAGGAAUAGAAGAUGGAAUUAUAGGAUUAAUUCAAAAUAUAUUUCAAGGAAGUGAUAAGGAAGAUGAAGAAGAAAAAGAAAAAAAUAAUAAAAAAAAAAAUGUAUAUAACUGGAAAUCAGGAAAAAAAGCAUUAGGAAAAUUAUUAAGUAAUUCUGAUAAUUUGAGUGUAAAUA